GCACCCGGCUCGGUAUUUUUACCGCAGGCAUUUUGCAAAGAAGUGGGAAAAUGCCAUGACCAAGCCAUGGCCAUUCCACGAGUUGGCAGCACUGCAGAUGCUUAUGCAACGUACUACCACUGCAGGUUGACGGAGGUCACCAGCCGCCACCUGAGCCAAAGUUUUCCCCGCCUUACUUCUGCGCAAGCAUCCCUACGACGUGGUGGAAAGGAGGAGCUUCCGGCACCAAUCACGCGGCGCUUGUCAGAAGAAAAGACACAAGAGUUCAGUAAGAAGAAGUUCUUGCACUCUUUCUCCACCGUGCAGGAAAACUCUGUGAACCAUUGGCAGGGCAAUGAUGACAGCGGAAAUAUGCUAGCUUCAAAGCUCAAAGGCCGACUGAUCAACAAGCUCGGGAAAGCAAGGGCUGCCUUGGGGCACCACUUGCCGGACAUUCACAAGAACCCUUUUGAGAUCGAAGAGAGCACAAGUUCAGAUGCUUUCACUGCGGAAAGAAUGGUCAACGUUCUAAAGGACUCGCGAUUCUUUAGAGACUUGGAUGCUGCUGUCCUAGAAACCUUGCCACAGCACGCCAAAUUCUUGAAUGUGCCGAAUGGCGGAGUCCUCUUUCGGCAAGGUGACCCGGCAAAAGGAUGCUACAUCAUAGUGAGUGGCAAAGUGGGCUUCUACGCAGGUAGCACGAGCGGCACUCCACGCCAGCCAGCCACUGAGCCCAAUGAACAGAUUCCAGAAGCAGCCAGACGCAUGAAGACGUUUGAAGGCUUUAGCACCUUCUCGAAGGUCUCAGACUACGGCCAGUGCGUGAAAAAGAGCGGCACAGGGGAAGUCUUCGGGGAGUUGGCGCUCAUGGACGGCGGCUCUGCGCCUCGGAAGGCCACAGCGCGAUGCCUCGACGAGUCUGAGCUCCUCUUCGUGUCAGGGGAAGGCUUCGAGGAAGUCAAGCGAUAUGUGAAAGAGCUUGAGCAGCAAAAGCGGGAAUUUUUGGUCUCUUGCUUGCCUGGAAUGAAGGAGGCCAAAAAGGCCGGGGGUCAUAGCUCUGCAAAUUGCUUUCACCAGGAGCGUCAUGCUCAAGGAACAUUGCUUUUGAAGCAAGGCACAGCGGAAGAACAAACCAUUUAUGUCAUCGUAAGUGGCACAGUCGAGCUGGUGCGGACAAAGCGAGGAGAUGCCAAAGACAUUUUAGCCACCCUUGAAACUGGUGACAUGUUUGGCAGUUUCGGCUCGUCCUUCAAGAUGCCCUUCUCGGCGCGGGUAACGUCAAGAAACUGUGAAGUUCUUUCAGCCCGAGAACGUGACAUCAAAAUCUUGCCGGCAAAGGUUGUUGGGCAGAUCAUGGCACAACUCUCUGCAGAUACAGCCGAGAGACUUCGCAGAAGCUGUGUCUUUCGCGGUAUGGGUUGGCAAAAGCAACUGACCUUGAACCGCCGUUCCGACACCGAUGCUGCUGCUGACCUGCUGGAGUUAAACUCACGAGACCUGAGGAUGCAUCUCUCUGCUCAUUUGUGGCAGGCCAAGUAGGCAUCAUUUAGAGUGCGAUACUUUGUGGUAUCUUUCAACCUGAGCCAUGUCUUUUCUCUGCAAGGGAAAUUGAUAAUUUUUUGAACCAAAGCCUAGCAGACACGAGGUCACCAGGCCCACAAGCAGCAAGGCACUGUGUGCCAAUCUUCGCAGAAUCCACUUCCACGCUGCAAAGCAGCGAUUGGGAUUUAAGAACAGAGAGGCAGAUAGCAUCAGAUGGCCCACAGGGCCAAAGAGGUGGAAUUUUCAUGGCACUUGUUGGAUUCGAGGCUUUCAGUAGUUGUGA
Messenger RNA from Durusdinium trenchii, 1804 nucleotides. The record is from the annotation of a GenBank genome assembly. NCBI's taxonomy places the organism in Eukaryota, Dinophyceae, Suessiales, Symbiodiniaceae.